Arvicola amphibius (Eurasian water vole) is the source of this 5947-nucleotide messenger RNA. It is a transcript of the gene Mbtd1, whose product is annotated as mbt domain containing 1. Gene Ontology annotation, cellular component: nucleus. The record is from RefSeq and is a predicted model, not a curated record. The transcript is spliced from 17 exons. Bases 649 to 2931 code for a protein of 760 amino acids. Gene Ontology annotation, biological process: regulation of DNA-templated transcription. NCBI's taxonomy places the organism in Eukaryota, Metazoa, Chordata, Mammalia, Rodentia, Cricetidae. Gene Ontology annotation, molecular function: zinc ion binding.
GGGCCUCCCUCACCCGCGAGCUCCGCAGCCGCCGCAGCAGCGCGUCCUCGUCGUCCUCGACGUCGCCGAAGACCAGCUGCUCCAGACACCGCUCGGCGGCCGGCUUGUCGUCCUCGAGCACCAGGCGGUUCCGCUGCCGAAGCCGGCUUUCCUCCGCCGCCGCCGCCGCCGCAGUGACCGCGCUAGGGGCCGCCUUCUGCCCGGCCUGCGGUGCCCGUUGGGAUGAACGGGCGGCCUUUCGGGGCGUGCCGCCGCUCCCGGGUCGGGCUUGCCUCCCCGGCAUCGUGCCGGCUCUCCGCUUUGCUUUCGUCCUGCUCCGGCGUUCCGGCGGCAUCCCCAGGGCUGAGGAGAAACGCAGACGUUCACGUGGAGCACCACUGCGCAUGUGCCAGGGCGUCUGGCUCACCGCCGCGGCCCAGCCCCGGGAGCCGGAAGGAGCCUGCGCCGCCUCGAGUCACGUGACCGCAACUCACGCGCUACGUCACUCGCACUCUGCUCGGCAGCCCCUCCCCGUGUGGGAGUUCCUCUGGGAAGGCCGAUCUUCCGGGUGUAGGGGGAAGCGGCGGUGACUGGAGUGGAAAAUUUUCCCCCCAACACUACUUCUCAGAGGCAACAUAUUGGAAGGGACUCAAGAAGGCCAGGGUAGAAAUGAAAGCGGCUGACCAGAAACUCCUCUUCCUGCUGACUCUGGCCCCGCGCACUUGCCGCGAGCCCUCAUUACCUCAUCGCCUGCUGGUUUUGGUACGGUCCUUGGAGACGGAGCCUGCAGAGGGUCCCACGCUGGAGGGGAGUAGAGGAGGACAGAACAUUCUUCACAAUCCAAAAGAAAAAGAAGACUUGUUCGGGAUGUUUGACGGCUAUGAUAGCUGCAGUGAGGACACAAGUAGCAGCUCCAGCUCUGAAGAGAGUGAAGAAGAAGUUGCUCCUUUACCUUCCAAUCUCCCAAUUAUCAAAAAUAAUGGACAAGUCUACACAUACCCAGAUGGUAAAUCUGGCAUGGCUACCUGUGAGAUGUGUGGGAUGGUCGGUGUACGAGACGCUUUUUACUCUAAAACAAAACGUUUCUGCAGUGUUUCUUGUUCAAGAAGUUACUCGUCGAACUCUAAGAAGGCAAGCAUUCUGGCCAGACUUCAGGUAACGGGUAAGCCUCCAACAAAGAAAGCAAAAGUCCUUCAGAAACAACCUUUAGUUGCUAAAUUAGCUGCCUAUGCUCAGUAUCAAGCUACCUUGCAAAAUCAAGCAAAGACAAAAGCAGCAGUCUCCGUGGAAGGCUUCAGCUGGGGUAACUACAUCAACAGCAAUAGCUUCAUAGCAGCUCCAGUUGCUUGUUUUAAGCAUGCACCUAUGGGGACCUGCUGGGGUGAUAUCUCAGAAAAUGUAAGAAUAGAAGUUCCCAAUACAGACUGCAGUCUACCUACCAAAGUCUUCUGGAUUGCUGGAAUUAUAAAAUUAGCAGGUUAUAAUGCCCUUUUGAGAUAUGAAGGAUUUGAAAAUGAUUCUUCUCUGGACUUCUGGUGCAAUAUAUGUGGGUCUGAUAUUCAUCCAGUUGGUUGGUGUGCAGCCAGUGGAAAACCUCUCGUUCCUCCUAGAACUGUUCAGCACAAAUACACAAACUGGAAAGCUUUUCUAGUAAAGAGACUCACUGGUGCCAAAACGCUUCCUCCCGAUUUCUCACAAAAGGUUUCAGAGAGUAUGCAGUACCCUUUCAAGCCUUGCAUGAGAGUAGAAGUAGUCGACAAGAGGCAUUUAUGUCGAACAAGAGUAGCAGUGGUGGAAAGUGUAAUUGGAGGAAGAUUAAGGUUAGUGUAUGAAGAGAGUGAAGAUAGAACGGAUGACUUCUGGUGCCACAUGCACAGCCCCUUAAUCCACCAUAUUGGAUGGUCUCGAAGCAUAGGCCAUCGAUUCAAAAGAUCUGAUAUUACAAAGAAACAGGAUGGACAUUUUGAUACACCACCACAUUUAUUUGCUAAGGUUAAAGAAGUAGACCAGAGUGGAGAAUGGUUCAAAGAAGGAAUGAAAUUGGAGGCUAUAGACCCAUUAAAUCUUUCGACAAUAUGUGUUGCAACCAUUAGAAAGGUGCUGGCUGAUGGGUUCCUGAUGAUUGGGAUCGAUGGCUCAGAAGCAGCAGAUGGAUCUGACUGGUUCUGUUAUCAUGCAACCUCUCCUUCUAUUUUCCCUGUGGGUUUCUGUGAAAUUAAUAUGAUAGAACUGACUCCACCCAGAGGUUACACAAAACUUCCUUUUAAAUGGUUUGACUACCUCAGGGAAACCGGCUCCAUUGCAGCACCAGUAAAACUAUUUAAUAAGGAUGUUCCAAAUCACGGAUUUCGUGUAGGAAUGAAAUUAGAAGCUGUAGAUCUCAUGGAGCCACGUUUAAUAUGUGUAGCUACAGUUACUCGAAUUAUCCAUCGUCUCUUGAGGAUACAUUUUGAUGGAUGGGAAGAAGAGUAUGAUCAGUGGGUAGACUGUGAGUCCCCUGACCUCUAUCCUGUAGGGUGGUGUCAAUUAACUGGAUAUCAACUACAGCCUCCAGCAUCACAGUCAUCAAGAGAAAGCCAGUCAGCUUCUUCAAAACAGAAGAAAAAGGCUAAGUCCCAGCAAUACAAAGGACAUAAGAAAAAGAGGAAGAUGCCAGUUGGGAAGAAGCCUGUCAGUUUGUCGAGCCUGCCCAUGACAGGCGGGGUGCGGAGGAGUUUCUCUGGGGACGAAGAGUUGACUCCUCCUCCAUAUCGAACCCUGCCAGCACAGACAGCCCUGGAGGCCUUCCCACCUCCCAGCACUAGCCGAGAGUUCAGGCCCAGCCUCAAAACAGUGACCACAUCACAGCUGAAGGAGGAGCUGCUAGAUGGAGAGGAUUAUAGCUUCCUCCAAGGAGCAUCUGACCAAGAAAGCAAUGGCUCUGCCACCUUCUACAUCAAACAAGAGCCAUGAAGUGGCUCAGAAACUAGGAGUGGGAGGGACUCUUUUACAGGACAGAUUUGUCGUCAUCCAGCUGUACAGCAGGCUAUUCUACUGGGACAUUUUGCUAAAUACAGAAAAGUUCAGUUCCAGAUUUUUCAGGUGGGAGGGGAAACUAUUUUGGUGGGGAGGGAAUUUUUCAAUUUAUAAAGAUGGACGAUUUUUGUGUUGUAUUUGAAGCUUUUGAAAGAAUUUUGUAAUAUUUUCCAAGUUUGGAUUUAUGUGCAUUGUUAACAAGAACUGAAAUUCUAACUUUUUUGGUAAGAUUAAAGUUUAGGUAGCAGGAUUGAAGGAAAUGAUUAAGAAGGAUAUAGUUGUAAAUGCGAAUGAACUGUCAUUACAAAUGAACCUUCUUGGUACCUGUUGGGAGAUUUUUGAAUUUUAGAGUUAGGCCAGUCACAUCUCCAGCUUCCUUUGCUGCAGAAAUAUGCAACUGAACCCCUCACAGAGGGCUCAUCACCACGUAGAUCACGGAAGGGGUCAUUAACUGUGCUCGCUGACGUUUUAUUGCAGCCCAUUUAAAUGUUUGUACAGAAAUUUUUUCAUUCUGCUAAAAUUUAUUUGGAGUUGUAUAUGAAACUAGAACUCUGGAUACUUUUAUAUGCUCUCCUUCAAGUAAAAAUGAUAAAGUUUUCUAACACUAGAGUGUUAAACUGGAAUGGUUGACAGAUACCAGGAUCUCAGUCUACAUAAGGGGUCAGGGAAAAUGAAUAUUUUCCCAAGUUUAUUCUAUUUUCCUUGCUAAAGAAUAAAGAACAUCCCAUGAAAAAGAUUUUCUUAUCAAACCUCUGCCAUUUCCCUCCAUCUGAGAGAGAGCAACUUGAUGUAACCACCCCUGAAAACAGAUAAAAAAUUGUUUAGAUUUCAAAUCAUUCCAGCUCCACUUUUAACUGUCCUGGAUUUGUUAGAAACUUACUGAAAGAAAACUUAAUUUUCUUAAAAUUCCAUAUACACACACACAUAUUGACUUAUCUUUAAUUGUAGGCAGAAUUUAACAGUAUCUGAUUUGGACCAUUUUAAACAUUCCCUAUUUUAAAAUUCAUAUGACUUCCUUUAAAAAAUAGGAUAAAAGGGUAAAUUGGUGAAAGAUUUGCUCUCUGCAUUUUUCUACCCUUCUACCGAGUUGUGACUGAAUGAGCGCUCUAGAAUUUACCAGUGAGGUUCAUACUAAACUCUCAGGAAUUCAUUGCAUCUGUUCUAGAAGUGCUUCUGGGUCUGAGCCUGGCCUCUUCAGAGUGGUAACACUGCCCAUCUCCUCUGGAAAAUAGGCAGGGCUCAUGAGAAAUUAAUCAAGAUGAUUAACCUCUGCAGCCCUACAGCCUAUGGAAUGCUUUAAAAAACGCUAAUGGAAAACCCCAGGAGACAUUUUAGGUAAGAUUUUUGUUUGACUUUUAAAUGCAUAGAACGUUAAAAACCAGCAAUUUAUUUUCUAAAAUAUUGCUCUACUUUUGGGAAUAAUAGCAUUGGUAAUACGCACAGGUUUACCUCAUUCUAUGCAAGAGGGGUUAAUAACGUAAGGUUUUGUAGUAGCUACUGGAAGUAAAAUGCGUUACUUUAUAGUGUAAAAAUGUAUGGAAUCGCAUGUCACCAUUUCUUAAUACUGACUCUGGGGGCUAAAUGCAGAUCACAUCAAUGCAAGUUGAAUCUCGUGUCAAAUAUAUGUGAAUUCAGCUGUAAAAUUACUGGAUAUUUAUCUUAAACAACAUUGCUGAGGGGGACCUACUGUAAAUGUGACAUCCUCGCACUUCCCAAAUCUUUGAAGGAUCUUCCCAGGAACUUAAAGCCUAGAAGAGGUCCAAAGCAAAUGUUAUAGUCUUUAUUCUCAGGCUCAGUGGAUUAAAUCCAGGACUGUGCUUCCAUGGUACCAGCACAAGAAGCCUGUUGUAUGGGGUGCACUCCUCAUAGCUUAGGUGUAGGAGUUCUCCAAAGAACGAACUGUAAGCCAGGAAAGAUGUGAUUUCAUGCCAGCCAGUCCUGGUAAUUAGUUCUGUGAAAUGCUUAUUUGUAGCCAGGUUCUACAAGCUUCCAAUUCUACACCAAAACCAGGCUUGGCGUGUUUAGAAUUCCCCACCUACAUUCAUUAAGUGUUUAUGUUCAUCAAGAGUGAGGGGUUGUUAGGACUUGUUAGAGUCUAAACACAACCCAGAGCCCUCUUCUUUGUUAAGACCCUCGCUCCUGCUGCUAACAAAGAAUGUUAACCAGAGGAGACUUCCAUUGUAGCCAUAAUUACUGUUUGUCAUACAGCUCAGUACCCCUGUUCUCUUUCAAAGUUUAAAAUGUACUGCUGACCUUGGGUUUGUUUUUGUUUUCCUGUUAGGAGCCUGGGAACUUUUACUAGUUUAACUUUUUAACCUUUUCCUUGCUGUGUAUGAGGAAAGCUAAAGCUGUUAUCAACUUUUUAUUCUGCGGAUACUAACACGGGUUUUCAGUGUUUGUUUGUUUUUAUUAUUAUUAAUUUUGUGUGAUGUGAAUACCCUCGCCCAUCAAUAUUUGUAUUAUGGUGCUAUAUAUUUGGUAAUGAUCCUUUAAUAUUGGGGAGGGAUUUUAAAAAUACUGUGAUUAAACUGGGUAUCUUCCUUUGAUUUUCAUAUUUUAAAUAAAGCCACAGUCAUUUAUACAAAAUAAAAUAAAAUAAAAUAAAAAUGCAUCUGUCCCUGGGCAACUUUUCAAGGACAGAGGCCAAAGUAAAGUACAUAAGGUUUUUACAUCAUUUCUGUGCGUUUGAUAUAUAGAUCAAUAUCUGGACAAAUUUAAUCUUUUAUUUUCUGGUAACUUGUGAUCAUUGAGGAAGUGUUUGAAGCUUUCUCAUGAAAUGUACAUAGCGUGAAAAAUCCCUUCAGAGAAAUUUAUGUUCCUUUCAUUUUUACCAAAAUGCAAAUUUUCAGCAUGGAUGUGAAAAGCAUUAAAAUUAUAACUUUGUGUACAAGAUGAAAAUAAUUCACUAAAUUUGCCCUUUUUUACACAAAAUAAAUGUUAAAGUUAAGCAUUA